GUGGUCUUAUUACGUUAGGCUGCAUAUGCAUGAAUCCCAUUGCGUCGGGUUACUUAAAACUGCAGAACUCGAAAUGGAGAUGACAUUCGCCAUUUAGCGCAUCGUGUACCCAUGCUACCAAUAAUCACCGACUGAAGCCACGCCACCUGCAUCGUCGUUCACGUGAGAGUUGACGAAAAGUUUUCAGUGUCAGGUUCUGGCCCAACAGCAAUCAAGCCGCUAUAUCCAGCCUGCGAAUGAAUGCAUCGGAAUUGGCAAGAGCACAUCACUGAUAUUGACUUGGAUUCAGUACAGGACUUCAGUCAUAAGAGUCGUCGACAAAUACGUACACGGCUAAAUCCGCGAAUCCUGAUUGAUGCAAACAUACACUUUCACAUCGACAGCUUCGACUCCGUGAGGCCACCUUCACGGCUUCUAACCGAGAAGCUGUCAAGGGGCAACGAGGACAUCGCGAGACAGCAUGAACGAACAUAAUUGUCAAUUCUAUGUGCUGAUUUCGAGUUGAUAUUCACUGUAUACAUAAACAAGCACGAAGAAGGAUCGUUGUGCGCAUUGUUAGCAAUGUUCGCGUUAAUUGACAAGUACUCCUCAAUUUGAGCCAUAUAAUUAACGAC
Messenger RNA from Truncatella angustata, 614 nucleotides. RefSeq lists its product as uncharacterized. Lineage: Eukaryota; Fungi; Ascomycota; Sordariomycetes; Amphisphaeriales; Sporocadaceae. The transcript is spliced from 2 exons. The record is from RefSeq and is a predicted model, not a curated record. The coding region runs from base 241 to 474 and encodes 77 amino acids.